Messenger RNA from Abrus precatorius (Indian licorice), 2418 nucleotides. RefSeq names its product L-galactono-1,4-lactone dehydrogenase, mitochondrial. The transcript is spliced from 6 exons. Bases 62 to 1855 code for a protein of 597 amino acids. NCBI's taxonomy places the organism in Eukaryota, Viridiplantae, Streptophyta, Magnoliopsida, Fabales, Fabaceae. Gene Ontology annotation, cellular component: membrane. Gene Ontology annotation, molecular function: FAD binding; galactonolactone dehydrogenase activity; D-arabinono-1,4-lactone oxidase activity. The record is from RefSeq and is a predicted model, not a curated record.
CCCCACUUUAACUCACUCUCAGUCUCACUACCUGCAUUCUCGUCUGCCUUCAAGCCCAGACAUGCUGAGAACUCUACUUCUCAAGCGCACCCUUCGUCUCUCCCAAUACCACUCUUCACCAACCCCUUCACAUUCCCACCGAACCCUCACUACUCCAAACCCCAUCCUCCGCCGAUUCUCCACCUCGCCGGAACCUCCCUCCUCCGCCGAUGCCGAAACCCGCAAGUACGUCGGCUACGCGGCGCUCCUCCUUUUCUGCGGCGCCGCCACCUACUACAGCUUCCCACUUCCCGAUAACGCCAAGCAUAAGAAGGCCCAGCUGUUCCGCUACGCGCCUUUACCGGAGGAUCUCCACACGGUCUCCAAUUGGAGUGGGACUCACGAGGUGCAGACCCGCAACUUCCAUCAGCCGGAGAAUAUAGAGCAGCUAGAGCGCGUGGUGAGGGACGCGCACGAGAAGAGGACCCGGAUCCGCCCUGUCGGGUCGGGUCUGUCUCCGAAUGGGAUCGGGUUGUCGAGGGCUGGGAUGGUGAACUUGGCGCUAAUGGAUGGGAUAUUGGAAGUGGAUAAGCAGAGGAAGAUCGUUAAGGUUCAGGCUGGGAUCAGAGUGCAACAGCUUGUGGAUGGGAUUAAGGAACAUGGCCUUACAUUGCAGAAUUUUGCUUCCAUUAGGGAGCAGCAAAUUGGUGGCAUUAUUCAGGUUGGUGCACAUGGCACUGGUGCAAGACUGCCUCCUAUUGAUGAACAAGUGAUUGCCAUGAAACUGGUCACCCCUGCUAAAGGGACAAUAGAGAUUUCAAAAGAGAAAGAUCCUGAGCUGUUUUAUCUUGCUCGUUGUGGUCUUGGGGGACUUGGAGUUGUGGCUGAAGUCACCCUUCAAUGUGUUGAUCGAGAGGAGCUUGUGGAGCACACAGUUGUCUCAACCAUGAAUGAGAUAAAGAAAAAUCACAAGAAAUUGCUAUCUGAGAAUAAGCAUGUCAAGUACCUUCAUAUCCCUUAUACUGACUCUGUUGUGGUUGUGCGAUGCAAUCCUGUUUCAAAGUGGACUCGUCCCAAGUUCAAACCGAAAUAUACUAAAGAUGAAGCCAUACAGCAUGUGCAUGACCUUUACCGGGAAUCCCUCCAGAAAUAUGGACCACAAGGAUCUAGGGGUAAAUCAUCAGAUGAUGGUGAACAAAAUGUAGAUGAGCUUUCUUUCACAGAAUUAAGAGAUAAGCUAAUUGCCCUAGAUCCUCUGAAUAAAAAUCAUAUCAUCAAGGUCAAUCAAGCUGAGGCUGAGUUCUGGCAGAAGUCAGAAGGAUAUAGGGUGGGAUGGAGUGAUGAAAUAUUGGGCUUUGAUUGCGGAGGUCAACAGUGGGUAUCAGAGACAUGCUUCCCUGCUGGAAAACUGGCUAAGCCAAGCAUGAAAGACCUUGAAUACAUUGAAGAGCUUAUGAAACUCAUAGAGAAAGAAGAGAUACCUGCACCUGCUCCAAUUGAGCAGCGCUGGACAGCAAGCAGUAGGAGUUCCUUGAGUCUUGCUUAUAGCCCAUCUGAGGAUGAUAUAUUUUCUUGGGUUGGUAUAAUCAUGUACCUCCCAACCAUGGAUGCUCACCAAAGGAAAGACAUAACAGAAGAAUUCUUUCAUUAUAGGCAUCUGACUUGUGUGAAAUUAUGGGAUCAUUACUCAGCUUAUGAACACUGGGCUAAGAUUGAGGUUCCAAAAGACAAGGAGGAGCUUAUAGCUCUCCAAGCAAGGCUAAGAAAUCGGUUUCCUGUCGAUGCAUACAAUAGGGCUAGAAGGGAAUUGGACCCCAAUAGGAUCCUUUCAAAUAACAUGCUGGAAAAGCUCUUCCCACAGUCUGAUACCGUAUAAAAUUGUGGGUUGGUUAUUGGUCUGAACUUUUCCCUAUUCUUUAUGGUGAGUAUAUAUUCAACCCUAAUUUCUUGACUGAAAUAACACAUUUGGAACUUUGGGAUGCAAAAUAUCUGGCACACAAUCUGGAUUAUUAUUAUACAUAAAUAUAUUCUUUCAGUUGCAUGGCAGAUGCCUUGAAAUCAAAGAAGCUUUUAAGAAUUGUGAUGUAAUAAUGUACAUAGAGGAGCUGGGGUGAGCUUUACACUCGAUUACUCAUCCCAUCAGAAAGUGGAAACAUAAAGAAGGGGUGAAAUUGGAGAGGAGAAAAUCUGCUGUUGAUGAUAUAGUUGUAUGAAUUGCUGCCCUUUAGAUAUGAAUUGUGUCCAUCGUAUUUGGUAUUUUGCAUUCAAUUUGGCAGGCAUUCUGCCCUUCCAACUUGUUUUCCUAAGGCAUGGUGUGCUAGAAUUUAAAUUUGGAGGUUUUAGCUUGUAUUGAUUAAUGGACCAUAGCCUUAAAAUGUAUUUUUUUUUUCUGUGAAAAACUGGUUGCUACCCUUCGAAAGAAAGCAAAGGCGAGCUCUC